Molecule: messenger RNA, 9469 nt
Organism: Sciurus carolinensis (gray squirrel)
Lineage: Eukaryota; Metazoa; Chordata; Mammalia; Rodentia; Sciuridae
Gene: Hycc2
Product: hyccin PI4KA lipid kinase complex subunit 2
Exons: 15
Coding region: 438-2192 (584 amino acids)
Biological process (GO): phosphatidylinositol phosphate biosynthetic process; protein localization to plasma membrane
Cellular component (GO): plasma membrane
Source: RefSeq, a predicted model, not a curated record
UGCGGGAGGCGGUGGCGAUAGGAAGCCAGAGGCAGAGGGGUGACUGGUAGGCGGCGGUGCUGUCUUUGGGGGACGAAAAGUGCUAAAUGAGGAGGGCUUUUCUUCUUCUCCGGCUGCGAACCCUAUAGAGGGGAAGCUGACGAGCGUGGUCUGGGAAGGAGGUUGCCAGACUGUUGGUGGUUCCGGAACCUCGUAAACCAGGAAACUGGAGAGCCUCAAAAUAUCUGUAGUAGGAGCUAGACCCUCCAGUAAAAUGUUGAAUAGAAAUGAUGAUAAUGGUCAUCUGUGACUUAUUUUCCACUUGAGAAGGGUUUGGGAAAUAUUUAACUCUCAACAAAUGAAUUCCACACUUGAACUCUGCUGCAUUCCUGUGCCACCUCCUCCUUUAGAAAACUGAUUUUAACACAGCAUUAAAGAAGAAUAGAAGGUAAAAGAAGAUGCUGGGAUCUGAACGUGGUGUUGUGGAAGAAUGGUUGUCAGAAUUCAAGGCAUUACCUGACACUCAAAUCACCAAUUAUGCAGCAACUUUACACCGGAAAAAAGCACUUGUACCAGCCCUCUAUAAAGUUAUUCAAGAUUCAAAUAAUGAGCUCCUGGAACCUGUUUGUCACCAGCUGUUUGAGCUCUAUCGUAGCUCUGAAGUUCGACUGAAGAGGUUCACACUACAGUUCUUACCAGAAUUGAUGUGGGUUUAUUUACGGCUUACAGUUAGCCGAGACAGACAGAGUAAUGGUUGCAUUGAAGCACUUCUGUUAGGAAUUUACAAUUUGGAAAUUGCUGAUAAAGAUGGAAAUAAUAAAGUUCUGUCUUUCACCAUCCCUUCCUUAUCCAAACCUUCAAUAUACCAUGAACCCUCAACAAUUGGAUCUAUGGCUUUGACGGAAGGGGCUUUGUGUCAACAUGAUCUCAUCAGAGUUGUUUAUAGUGAUCUUCAUCCUCAGAGAGAAACAUUCACUGCACAAAACAGAUUUGAAGUUCUGAGUUUUCUCAUGCUAUGUUAUAAUUCUGCUAUCGUGUAUAUGCCUGCUUCAUCUUACCAAUCUCUUUGUCGUAUGGGCUCCAGGGUUUGUGUGAGUGGGUUUCCACGACAACAUGAAAAACACUGGAAAGAACUCUGUGGUCGAAUAGUAUUGGAUCCUGAAUUUAUGGUGCAACUUCUCACAGGUGUUUAUUAUGCCAUGUAUAAUGGACAGUGGGACCUUGGCCAGGAAGUUCUUGAUGACAUCAUUUAUAGAGCUCAACUAGAACUCUUUUCUCAACCACUGUUGGUUGCCAAUGCCAUGAAAAACUCAUUACCAUUUGAUGCUCCUGAUUCUUCACAAGAGGGCCAGAAAGUACUUAAAGUGGAAGUCACCCCAACAGUGCCAAGGAUUUCUCGGACUGCAAUUACAACAGCUUCAAUCCGUCGGCAUAGAUGGAGAAGAGAAGAUGGCUUUGACUUCUCAAACGAGGCUGACUCGAGUAUUCCUGGCUCCCCGAUCCAACACGGCUCCACUGACCUAGGGAUCAAACGUGUGCAAGAGGGGGAGGUGCUGGUGCGCAGGACCCCUGAGCAUGGCUCGCCGGAGCCCAACUCAGCAGCAGCCACAACAGAGGGUGCUGAGGGUGUAAAUGGAGGAGAGGAGUCUGUAAACCUGAAUGAUGCAGAUGAAGGAUUUUCAUCAGGGGCUUCCCUCAGCAGCCAGCCAAUUGGGACCAAACCAUCUUCUCAGAGGGGAAGCUUAAGGAAAGUAGCAACUGGGCGUUCAGCCAAAGAUAAAGAAACAGCUUCUGCCAUCAAAUCCAGUGAGAUCCCUCGAGAUUCAGUAGUUCGCAAGCAGUAUAUUCAGCAACCAACCGAUCUUAGUGUAGAUUCAAUUGAACUGACACCAAUGAAGAAACACCUGAGCCUGCCUGCUGGCCAGGUGGUGCCAAAAACCAAUAGUUUAAGUCUAAUCCGGACAGCCAGUGCUUCCUCGAGUAAAUCAUUUGACUAUGUAAAUGGCAGUCAAGCAAGUACCAGCAUUGGGGUUGGCACUGAGGGAGUUACUAAUCUAGCAACUAAUAAUGCUAAUCGAUAUUCAACUAUCAGUCUACAGGAAGACCGGCUAGGUCAAGCUGGUGAAGGUAAAGAGCUCCUCAGCCCAGGAGCCCCCUUAACCAAGCAGUCUCGAUCCCCAAGUUUCAAUAUGCAGCUAAUAUCCCAGGUGUAGUUUUGACAUCCUCUCUUCCUCUUUUUGCUUACCUUUUAAACGGAACAUUUCAUUGUAUAAGAAGACACUUCAUCCCACAUUGUGAAAAUAUUGGUCAUUGUAAUCAGAUUUGAUUUAGUUUAGGUAUCUUCAUACUGUAUUUUGUAUGAAAACAGCAAUAAGGUUUUCUUUUCCCUCCUUCUCUUCACCUGUUCCUUGUAAAUGUGUUUGUGAAGCAGUAUAACACGUUUGCCUUUUCCAUGCCUUCCUUUUUCCUUGGGUGAUGUGCAAUCCAUCAUAGGCUGAUCGGUCCCAUUUCAACACUGUGAGACUGAGGAUAUGUUAGAGGAAGUGGUAUAUAUGAUCCCUAUGAAAUGAUUCUUUGGCUUUUGUUCAAAAACAAGACAAAACGGGUUUGUUCACAUAAUCUAUAGAACUAUGAAGAUUACUGGAUCAUAUUUUUUUCUCUCUUAACCAGGAGUGCCUCAGAGAUUCUGCUAUGACUUGGGACUUCUUGAGUCUGUGCAAUCAUUUUCUUGAGAAGCAUGGGGAAAGGUGGUGGACUGCUGUACUUUUUCAUUAAAAUGAGGGUAGCUCUUUUUCCCCCCCAUUUUCUUUGUCCCAAGGACUUAGUUUUUCAGUUACUGAGGCAUUUAAGUCAAUUUGUGGCCACCUCCAUUGGGAGGGCGGGGCUCUAAGUUGAUUGUGUAAUUGAUAAUGCACUUUCUCAAUGGCUUUCUAGUCAUUAUUAACAUGUCUUCCCUCUUCCCACAAGGACUUAAAGUCAUUUCUGUCCUUAAAUUUUGAACAGCUAACAAAUCAGAGAAUUCAAGGAGCAUGUUCUAUUUCCCAGGAAUGAUUGACACUUUGGUGCUGGGGUUUUGUUGGGGGAAGGGAGAUUUUUGUUUAGCUUGUUGGAAUUGUGUGUGAGGGGUUUUUCAUUGGUGUUUUCUUUUCCUUUGUGAGCUGAUGAUGACUGAAGUAGAACUGUACGUCUUCAGGUAAAGAGAGGGAUUUCUCAAUCCACUUUCUGUGAUGUGUAGACUCUUGGAGAAACCCUUUCAGCUGCUUUCUAGAUGUACCUAAAUUCAGUCAGACAUUUUGGAUUAAUAAACCUAAAGUCCUGAUAGAUCAUGUACUCCAAGGAAAUACAUCAGGGACAGAUAGUUGGCUGAAAACACUGACGCUUCAAUGUGACACAUUUUUAUAGAACAUUUCUACCAGGGGGUACUGACUUGAUUUCUCCUGAAAGGACUACACUGCCUUUGUGUUUAGUGUAAUGCAGUUUGUGUAUCUUCUAAUCAUAUUAUAUCUGCAAAGUUUCUCAUUUUUAUAAAACUUUGAAAUCAUGCCAGUAAGCUAGAUGUUGAAUGUAUGUAAGUAGCAUUUGGUAAUUGCUAAAAGGCUACAGAAGUACAUUAUUGAUUUUAAAACAUUUUUUAAAUUCUGAUUUGGUUGAUAAGAUUUUAUUAUAACCUUUUCUGGGUCUCAGGCUCUAAUGUUUGAAAAAGAAGGGAAUAUACUAGGUUUUUGAAAAUCAGUAUUGUGACUUGAACUGUUAUAAAUUAUCCUUCCACAAAAUACAGUUAUUAGUGCUUUGUACAUUUAGACAUUUUUACUUUAUUAUUGUGAAAGAAAAAUGAGUUUACAGAAAGCAAGUAUUCUUCUAAUUGAUGGUUUAAAAUUUUUACCAAUUGAAAUUACACAUAACUUUUGAUAAACAUAACUAGAAAAGUAUCUUGUUUUUUUUUCACACCUAAAAUUCCCCCUCCUUUUUUUUUUAAUUGUAAGAGCAUUUUUUUAAACCCAUUGUUAGAAUAUUCGUAAGGAUAUUGAGAUACUUAUUUGAAUUUAGUGAUCUGUAACAUUUUUCAGCUCAUACGAAAAUGAAAAACUAGAACCUGAACUAGUAUCCACAAUAUUGCCAAAGUCCAGGUAAAAGUUGAUGGUUUAUUGAUUUAUAGGUGUAUGGUAUGUGAAUAUAUCACUGACAUAUUUUAGAUAUCUCUUAUUUUCAUUUAAGAGAUGUCAGAUAAAUGAAAAGAAUUUUUAAACAGCCAAAAUAAAGGAGGCAUACAACUUUAUAACAUACUAAAGAAAGCAAAGUUACAGGUAUGUAAGGAAAGGAAUAUUGUACUUACAAGGGAAUGAGAUCUUGGUUAUGGCUGGAGUUUCCUCACUUAGUGGCAAAAAUACCUGGUUUAUAUAGGCUGUUUUAAAUUCAACAAGUUAUGCACAUAUUGGCAUCCAAAUCAAGCAUUUCAGUUAGAAGCACAAAAGAAAUACCAAAUAAAUGAAAUUACAGUAAAAGCUAUAAUAAAAAUUCCUUUUGGUGAGAAAUCAUUUGUUAUAUCUGCAAAGUUGGUUUAAAUUCUUUUCAUUUUGCUUGAUGCCAUAGCCUGUAAUCACAGAGACUAGGGAUGCUGAGGCAAGAGGAUGGCAAGUUGAAGGCCAGCAUCAGCAGCUUAAGAAGACCCUGUCUCAAAAAAUUAAAAGCGCUGAGGAUGUAGCUUAGUGGUAGAGUGCCCCUGGGUUCAAUCCCAGUACUGCAAGAAAAAAAUUUCAUCUUAGAGGAUUUUAUUUAUCUGUACAUGUAUACGUAUAGAUUUUGUACGAAUACCUAAUAAUGUUCAUGACCCUGUAACAUUUGUUUUCCAUUCUUAUAGGUGUGAUAUUUGGCCCCAAUGAAGAAACAUUUCGUUUAGUUUAGACUUUCCAUCCAGGAUCUUAGAACAAAUUUCCUAUAUAAGAUAUAGUUAGAACGAAAUGAGUUAGUUCAACUAUCAAAUUUCCAAGUUUUUAAUUAUCUCUUUGCAUUAUUUAUUGGUAUUUUUAUUUAUUGGUACUUUUGUUUCAGGUAUACAGUAGUUGUUACAAACACAUGCCAGUAAUUUAUACUUUGUCCUUUAACAAUCUUUUAUACUUCUUACACCUCCAUUAAAGUUCACCCAUCUAUGAAAAAGAUACUUAGGGAGAAAAUACUUGUUUUCUAUAAUAAAACAAUUUGGUGCCAUCUGUGCUAGGUUGAACGAAGGUAUACAAAGAAAUUAUCAGAAGAGUUUGGGAAUUCUUCUGUAUGACAUUAAUUCUAAGAUAUUACUAGAAAGCAAAUAAAAUGUAUAGUGAAAAGUUAAAUUUAACUUAGAAGUGAGACUUUUUUUUUUGUACCAGGUAUUGAACUCAGAGACACUUAACCACUGAGUCACAUCCCCAGACCUAUUCUGUAUUUUAUUUAGAGACAGGGUCUCACUGAGUUGCUUAGCAUAUCGCUUUUGCUGAGACUAGCUUUGAACUUGUGAUCCUCCUCCCUCAGCCUCCUGAGCUACUGGUAUUACCGGCAUGCGCCAUCUCACCUGGCAGAAGUGAGACUUAAAUAUGAAAAUAUUUUAAAAAGCUAAGAAGGAAAAUAGUUGUAAUUUAAAAUCCGGAUCCCCUAUCCACCACCCUUAUUUACCAAAUCAACUCUUCUGUGCCUAUUUAUUAUAGAAUCAGAAUUUUUGUGCUAGAAGAGACCCUAGAGAUAAUCUAGUCUCCCCACACAUAUUCAUCCUCAGGAAACUGAGAUUCAAAGAGGUUGUGACAGACAAGGUCACAUAAUGAAGAAGCAGAGCCAGAAUCAAACCUCAUCUCCCAUCAAAUGCAUAUUAACAUCCCACUACCACUCUUUACCCAUACUAUGGUAAAUAUGGUACGUAAAUACUUUCCAUUUCUGCAGCUUCUUUACAUUUCUGGUCUAGUAGUUGGUGAAUACAGCACAUUAAGAAAAGUAUUAAAUCCAGAAAAAAAAAUACAGUGAUAAAUAUAAUGGAGAAGUAUUAGAAAUUUAGUUAUCUUAUACAGAUAUAAGGAUAUGUACAUUAUUCUUUAAUUUAUGCCUUACUAAUUUUCUGCCACAUAAUGAUAUGCUGCCGUGUUGUUUAUAUUUUUGGGGAUUUAUUUAAAUGCAGAGUAAGCUCAGUGAAAUGGUUUUGUUCAGUGUUUGUAUCUAUUUUAAAGUAAUUUUUUAAUCAGCCAGCUUUCAGCAAAUAAGGUGGCCAGUUCACUGUAUUUCAUAAUGGAGUAUUGUAAAAGUAAAGCUUAAAUAAAUCUGAUUCCAUUGAUUUCUAAAGAGAGAUUGGACCUUAAUGUGCUUAGAGAAGAUGAAAGCAAUAUUUCCUUAUGUGACUGAAAAAUGUUUAUGGUGUAAUGCUUAUAAUUCCAUAAUGGAACAGUGAACAUGUCAUUUUAAGUGUAUAUACCACAUAAAAUGUCUUACAUGCGGUAGUCAGAUACAUAAGCUCAAUAUUCCCAACCUGUUAUUGUCAAAUUCCACUUAGUAGCUUUAAAUUCAUUAUAAUUAUUUAUUAGACACUGGAAUACUGAGAAGAAUUUGAUUGUUUUGUUUGCACUAUUUUUGUGAAUAUUUUAAUGAAGUGGGUUUUUUUUUCCUACCUCGCUUUGUGAGGUUUGUAUGGGUCCCUUUUUGCGUACUUUAGUUAUUGACAAUCAUUUGUGUCAUUUAAUUUUCUGCAUGUUCAUUUGUAAAUAAAAAUAUUAGUAUCUGUCUUUAUGGGUAGCAUAUUGUAAAAACACUGGUAAGGAGGAUCUCUCCAUUUCUGAUCACGAAUUGCAUUACAAAGUAAGUUUUGUUUUCUGGGGAAAAAAUCAGUAUUUCAGUUACUUGUUUGUUUUUCAGUUUAAAAAAAAGUUCAAUAGGUCAUGCCAGUGAUCAGAAAAUCUAUAAGAAUUUUAGGGCACUUUUCUUAAACAGUCUGAACAUGAGACUUUUUAUCUUUCAAGUUGAAUGAUUACUGUCAUUGUUUCACCACCAAGUUGGUCAAGACACUUAUUUGUACUACUUUAAUUUUUUAAAAGUGCUUUUUAGAAAUAAGUUGUUUAAAAGCCAACUAAAUAUUGGUAGUUUAAACUCUUUAAAAUUAGAAUAUUUGUCAGAUUAGGAGAUAGAAUGCAGUGUAAAACUCAACAGUGCUAAUAAAAUCAUAAUGAGUCCCCAGAUUGGUACGAUUUUCCAUGCUAAGGUGGUCAGAACUGGCAAUGUAAAACAAAUUUUAGUAUUACUUGCAUUGUGUGUAUCUACUGGGUAUAUUAAACUGGCACUGAAUUUUCAUAGGAAAACUGGUCAUACAGGAGUCACACUAUCCCGCCUCCCUGCCCAUACAGGCACAUUUUUUUUCUAACCCUGACCAUACAACCACAAAAUUUUGGUCAUUUCUUCAGUAUUUUUGUAAUCUUAGCCAUUAGUCCUGUGAGACAUACACAAGGGCAAACAAUUCAGGAUAGAAGUUAGCAGAAAGUUAAGAAUGAUAUGAAAUAACUUGCAGCAUAGUACAGAAAUGUAGGUUGUUUUGCUUCUAGAUUUUGAGAAAUUUGAUGUUUACAAAUUAAGGCAUAUUUAUGUGUCUGCUAUUAUGCUAUUAUAUUUAAUAUAGAUUUUACCAAAAAGUAAAAUUAGGUAUAGCUUAAGUAUAAAUUAGUCCUUCUUAAAAUUGUGCAUUUGCAGGUAGGUUUAAUAAAGAGAUCCUUUUAUUUUCAAGGAGAAAUGAAUUGAAUUGGACAAUCCAUCCCAAGCCACUGAACUGAUAUCAAUCUGGUUUGCUGUAUUUAAGUGUAAACAGCUCAGUGUUAACUAUAUCAGAGAAAUUUUUUUACAUCUUCAUGAUGAAUUUACCAAAGAAAAUGUUAUUGACCAAAUGUAAUUUUUAAAGAACCUCUUACGGAAUGAAGCCCCUUUAACCUAUACAUAGGAUUGCUUACCCUGGGGAAAAUAAAUAUUAAAAGAUAAUUUGACCUGGAAAACAAGUGUACAAUAGUUAUAAGAUUCCACUUGAGGUUUUCUUAUAUCAGUAAGGUGUCAAUGGUUCAGCAAAGUACUAUUUAAAAGCUAAGUCCAAAUAUUCCUUAUGGCAACAUUUUCACAUUUCCUUAACUAAAACUAAGGGUUCUGCUCAUCAGUAUUGAACAAAAGGGGACAUUCCUUAAAAUUGGUAUAUUGUGAGACAUUAUAGUUUUUAUAAUGUGGUGGAAAUUGUGGAAAUACACUUCUUUCUUUCAUCAGUGGUAGUUAUUUCUAAUAAGUAGGAUAUUGGUUAAACUGGUAUGGUUUGUUUAUAAAAUGUAUGUACACUGAUUUUUUCUUUGUAUAAAAACAUUGAUUUAAGAAAAGCUAAAAUAUUAAUUUAAAUGUAUAAAUAAAAAAACUAAAGGUUUAAGUUGUUAAAUAAUGAUUUUUGAAGUCAUGAAAUAUAAUUGUAUAUUAACUGAUGUUCCAAACAGGUUCUAUGUGUAUUUUUUUUUUAUAUCAAAUAGUAGCUAAAAAGUAAGGACUGUAUUGAUCAGCUAUCUUGGAAAGAGAAAAUUGGCUUUCUGAUGAUGAUUGGUAUUUUUUUAAAGCUUUAUCUGAAAUCACUCAAUAAUCUCAUAAUGUGAACUGAGAGAUUAUGCUUCAUGUGGUGUUUUAAAAUAUUUGUAAUGAGUUCAUCUACUACUUUACAUUGAAUCUUUUUCAUUCUUACACUCAAAACUAGGCUGGCUUUAUACGCAUUUUAACUGGUUAAGUGAAAUGGUUUUUAUGGUACAGAUUAUUUUCCCACUGUUUUUUCUCAACAUAAUUUGGCUUUUCUGACCUAUAAUUUCUGAAGGAUUUUACAAGUGUAGUUUUAUGUAAUCUGAUAUCUGUAACAAUGGACAAGUAAAAGGAAAUAUACCACUUUCAUAUGUUUGUUUCAUGAAAGGAUAUAGAAUGUUAUAGAUCAGCUCCUUAUUUGUUAUUUUACCCAGCCUCAACCUAUAGCUUGGGUUAAAUUUCCCAAGUAUUCAGAAAAUGGGUGCUGGUAAAAGUUUAAAUAAGAUAGGCACGUAAAGAUUAAUUUCUAUUAAGGGAUGCCCUUUCAACCCAGGACUAGUUAAAAAAAAAAAAAAAAAAGAAAUCUUCAUUUUUUUUUUUUUUUUUUUUUUCAGAGCUGAAGGAAAAAAACCGCACAUUUAAGAUCAUAUUUACUGGUGCAUGUAAGCCAUUAUCCUGUCUUACUGAACUGAUUAAUGCUGUUGAUUGUUGAAAUGUGAAAUGUAGUCACUGUUGACCUUGUAAAUAUCUGCCAGAGAUGAAAAAUAUUUUAAGUUAUUGUAAAGAUGUAUAAAAUUCACUAUCAAUCUGCAAUGCAGAAACAUAAUCUCAGAUGUUAAAUAUUGUGUUUCUUGAGAGAUGUGUAAUUUGCCCCUAGGUGUACCUACUUAUAUUAAGAAUGUAAAUUUUCUUUUGUACAGUAUAAAAAUACAGCUUUAUUUGGCUUUUAACUGGA